GGUGUUCCAAUCCCCUCCAUAUCAUGUGAUUCAGGUGUUCCAAUCCCCUCCAUAUCAUGUGAUUCAGGUGUUCCAAUCCUCUCCAUAUCAUGUGAUUCAGGUGUUCCAAUCCCCUCCAUAUCAUGUGAUUCAGGUGUUCCAAUCCCCUCCAAUCAUGUGAUUCAGGGUGUUCCAAUCCCCUCCCUAUCAUGUGAUUCAGGUGUUCCAAUCCCCUCCAUAUCAUGUGACUCAGGUGUUCCAAUCCCCUCCCUAUCACGUGAUUCAGGUGUUCCAAUC
Molecule: messenger RNA, 276 nt
Organism: Staurois parvus
Lineage: Eukaryota; Metazoa; Chordata; Amphibia; Anura; Ranidae
Source: the annotation of a GenBank genome assembly